AUGCCCACGAAGGAGUACAUACAGCUUCUACAGAGGUUGUAUGUGUACUUGAAGCGCAACAGCGGCCGAAACGUGCCCCACGGCAUCUCGCAAAUCACGCUCAUCGACGAUGAUGACCUGACGAGGUGGUUCGUGCAGCUGCUCUACAAGGAUGAGAACAACGCCGACUUCUACGUGUCGCUCGAGCUCGUCUUCAACGAAGAUGUCGACAGCGAGGAUAGCGUUGCAGGAGGUGCAUGGGGUGUAAGCGCGGGCGUCGGUGGUGCGGGAUCGCGGCAUCGGCGUCCUUCACGACACAUGGAGCCGAGCGCGUCGGCAACGACGCUAGCCGCCGCUGAUGCAGCGCCACAAUCUGCUGCCGCAACAUCGUCACCACAUGUCCAUCGGCACGACACAACGGCAACGAGCUCGCCAGCACCACCAACGCAGCCAUCUUCCUCGCUCACCUCUUCCGGUGCAGGAGAUAAGGUGCGAGCGACCGCAGAGCGCGUUGGGGGCCGCGAGGUGGCCCCACGUGCAGUGGCCAGUUCUCGAGACGGCAGCAACGGCGCGCGCACCAGUGACCGAAGCACGCAGCAGCAGCAGCAGCAGCAGCAGAGCGACGACGAUGCCAACAGCGUGCCCACCGCCACCACCCCGCAGCCGUACAACGACUUCCAAUGUCGCCUCGUGGCCCUCGGCGAGGCGAGGCGGCCGCCGUUGACGUCCGAGGGGCACAUGGCGCUACCCGAGAAUGCCGAUGGCGCCGGCGUGGCAGUUCCUCAGGUCAACGACCCGUCACAGCCUCUGGCGAGGCCGCAGACGAGUGCCUUCGCGUCCCCUCCUCCUCCCACUGCCGCUACGGGCGGCAGUCGUCGUCGUGCACGCAUGCCGCUCGUCUUCGUCGUGGCGCCGCGUCUCAUCGCGUCUUUCAUCCACCACGGCGCCCUCUGCUCCCUCGAGCUCAUGUCCCAGGACUGGGAACUGACACCGGAGAACAUGGUGCUACUGCUGAUCGCACUUUUCGAGACACUCAACCCCUUCGCCGGCGACGGCCGCGUGUCCGUUGAUGACGCGGAGCGGAUGGAGCACCUCCGCGAGACUGUCGCGGCGUGGGGUGUCGAUGGCGGUGGCUCAUCAGCGCUUGCAGCCGCGUACUCGGAGGAAGAGCAUCAGCUCGGCAUGGAGUACAUCCGGCGCGCGCAUCCGCACCUGUUCCGUCGCUAUGUAGGUCCUCUCUCCGAGUCUGCGAGUGCCGCGCGCGACGGCAUGCCGUCUCUGCCCGUCUCCUCGGAGUCGAGGGGCGGCCUCAGCGCCUCCGCGAACCCCAACAUUGCAGCCGCAGCGGCUACCGGCGGCGGCAUGGUGCAACGAAAUCACCGCGACAUGUACUUCGACAGCGGGAGCGCCGUCACCGCCACCGGGUCCGACUCAGUCAGGCCCUCAGCCUCGCCGCACAGUGCGCAGACCGCCACCACGACGCCGUCGCUCAUGGGAUUCGGGACCGGACACGGUCGUGGUAGCAGCGGCGCACUGGCGCCGCACGUGUUGCGUGACGUGUCGCAUCUUAACACCGCCGUGUACGACGCGCUCGUGGCCACCUAUGCUCCCCCAUCGGAGCCGUCGCCGGUGUCCCCGCCGCCUCCGCUCUGCCCCACGCUGGGACAGCAGCAACCACGCCCAACAGCAGCGACAGCCAAGCCGGUCGUAAUGCUGCUCGACUCACCCGCCCUCCUCGCGGACGCGGAAGGUGUGCGACUGUUCCAGUCCGGUGUGCGGGGGGUGCAGCAGGCCGUCGUCUCGACCACCGCCGCGGGGGAGGACAAGUACAGCGCGGCGGACAGCACGACACCCGAUACACCUGCUGACAGAGACCGCGUUGGUGCUAGCCCGAAGUACAGUGGCAGUGCGUUCCCGUCGUUGCCUGCUCCGCUACAGCAGCGCACCCCGUCGACAAGGACAGCGACCCCACCGCCGUCGUCGUCGGCUUCGACGUCGGUCUUCGCGCCUGUCAUGAACGCCGAGCGGGUGUUGCGUGCGCGUCCGCCGGCACUGUGGCAUGUCGCCUACGCGCCCACACACCCGCACACGGCGGCGAGCUGUGGGAAAGUGCAGCUGCUGCAGCAACGCGUCGCCGAGCUGUGGAUUCCAUUCACGCUACUGCCGCCGCCACCCUCCAUCAGCGGGUCUUCGACGGCAGUGAGCGGCAUUCCAGCCACGUCGAGUGCGGAAGAGUCUCAGGUCACGCAGGUGCUGCGGCUCGCAGAGGCGGGCGUGUCAUGCGAGCGCGGUGCCGCCGACAGCGCAGCGGCGCCCCUCCCUCUCGAGGUCCACCUCAUUGGCGACGCCGGCGACAACGUUCAAGAAGCGCGGGUGGCCUGCGUGCUGCGCAACGUGCGGGUCUCCGCCACCGCGGCUCGAAAGUUCAGCAGCACCGUCAACCCUCUCCUGAACGCCAGCAACGGCGGCAGCCCCUCGACGACGCAACGAACAUCGCUUCGCUUUUCGCUGCAGUCGUCAACGGCACCGUCCCCGGCGGGCGACGUCCACACGUGCCACCUGCCCCGUGGCCUCACGCUGCACUGCCGCAACAUGUACCUUUACGGCCACCUCCGUGUCUUUGGCAACCUCGUGCUCGACAGCUGCGUCUUCGUCGGCUCCCUGACCACGGAGGAGCUGGCGAGCGUGCAGGUGUCGCGCUCUCACUUGGCGCUGAUGCCGGAUGAUCGACUGCUGCUCCGGCAGCCGCCAUACCGCAGGGGGCCGUCCGACCGUUGUCGUGGUGCUGGACGUGGCGCGCCACGUCAGCGCGCCUCCUCCACAGCCUCUCCAGGCGCCGCCGAUGCGGCGAGGCCGCCGCCACCGCCACCGCCACCGCCUCCGGCCCUCUUCUACGCGCAACGCAAGGAGUGCGUGCUCGUACUGGACUCCUCUCGGGUUGAAAUGUCGGAAGACACGCACGUCUACCGGCUGAUGCCCAACUUUCACGCGGCAGCAGCUGCGGCGGCGACGCGUGGGUGGCAACGCAGCACUCAAGAGGCGGAGACUGAGAAGCGCAGCGGCGAGCCCAGCAGUGCGAGCUGUGACCGCGACGAGGAUGAGGGCAGCGAUGAAGUCGCUAGCGUCCGCGACAACGGAGAGGACAGUGGAGAUGAAGGAAAAGCAGCGGCAGCAGCCGUCGCACCGUCUCUUGCAGCCAUGAUGGCAGUCCUGCGCUCGCUGAUACUCGUGUCUAAUCAAGCCCGCCUGCGGCUUGUCCGCUGCACCAUCCACCCCGGCCGCAACACGGAGCGCACCGUCUUUGCCGAGCAGAACGCCAUUGUCGACAUGGCGCACUGCACCGUCACGGCCGCCAUCUCCAGCGCCGUCAGCGUGCAAGGUUGCCGUGCUUACCUGGAGCACUGCUUCUUCGAAGGCAGCCCAACGACCACCGCCGCGGCAACGAGUGCCGUGCUGUCCGCGGAAGCAGCAGCACAAGAGGCUGUGGCUGACGGCGUGGGCACCGAAAGUGAUCAUGACACCGCCAGUGACCGCAGUGAAAUACAGCAGCAGCCACCACCUCCCAUACACGUCAACGACACGACGCGCUGCACCGGCCUCAACGUCGAGCUCGGCGGCACCCUCACCGCCCGCUACUGCGCGGCGCGGCAUCUCUACUUUGCCUUCUGCGUUAUCGCGCACUCGGUUGCCCACUUCUAUCGCUGCCACGCCGAGGACGUCGUGAACGGCUUCACUGUCGACGCCUCCGCGGCCACGCUGGACGGCUGCUCGGCGGACACGAACCACGUCGGCGCCUUCGUGCUGCGAAAAGCAAAAUGCAUUCUGACGGACGACAGCGGUGGCAGCUUCCCACGGCGGUGCACCCUGCUCGGCGAGGCGCACGAGACGGCAUGCCGCGCUGUGACGGAGGCGUUGCGGCAGCAGCACCAAGAGACGAGAGGAGGCGGUGUGGGGCCGCCGGCCAUCACAGAGACGGAGUCCUUGUGGACCUCUGCGGCAGCCGUCGCGGAGCGCACCGCUCGUGUCGCGCUUCUCGCUCGGCGUCACUAUGCAGAGCAGCUCCCUCGCUCCGACACGCUGAGCGACGCGGCGCCAGUGACCACCACGGCAACCCACGCCCCGCACCGUCGCUCGCAGACUGCGAUCGGGAUGUCCUCGCCGCAGCAGACGCUCGGCUUCUUCGGUGGUCGGUUCAGCCUCGAAGUGCGCGACGCCGCGCUCAAGGCAACCGGUGUGAUGCUGAUGAACGCGCACGACACCUCCGUCUACGCCUACGAGAACAGUGCGGUAGAGCUGGAGGAAUGCGUCUUGUGGUCGACGGCAGAGGCCGAAGAGGCCGCCAGUGCGGCGGCCGCGACAGUGGCAGCCGCCCUCGGGUCCGCGGAGUCGUCGGCCGCGGCUGCCUCGGCGGCUGCGCUGAAGCUGACGGGUCGCCGCGCGUUGACCGGCGCGGACGGCACCUUUGACGGUCAGCUUCGGUCGGGGUCGCCGCGGCAGCGCUCCUGUGGUGUCAAGGUCGUGCACGCCAGCCUCAAGGCUCGGCGGUGUCUCAUGGCGGGCUACAGCUUCGGCCUUGCGGCCAUCCAGUCGGCGCAGGCAGAGCUGCAAGAGUGCCUGGUAGUGAACGCCAUCAACGGCUACACGAUCGACCACUCGCAAUGCCGACUACGACACUGCGGCGCGGACACGUCCCACGUGGGCCUCUUCGCCCUGAACGGCUCUCGCGUGGAGGCCGAGAGCACGCCGCACGUGGUCGGCGUCAGCUCCUGCGGACGCACACCGCCGCCGCUGAUCUGCGGCGGCGUUCCGGCAGUCUUCUGUGGCGACGUCUACGGCGUGGAAAUCCAGUCAAGCGAGGUAGAGUGCACCGGCAUCACCGUGCUGCGCGGCCGCGACAGCGGCUUCAACGCGUACAACGGCAGCACCCUGCGGCUGAGCAAGUGCCUCGUGGACAUGUCCCCCACGGAUGCGGCCAGCUAUGUGUUCCGUCGGCCCAGCAGCGGCGGUGCGGCCGGGGUAGCAGCCGCAGUGGGAGAAGUGCAUGCGAAAAGGCACGGCAGCUCGACGAACAAGGGCGAUGCGGCGGGUAUGGCUGGCCUAUGGAUUCACCACCUCCACCUCGACGUCAGCGACGCUGUCCAUGCGCACAGCCGCAAUCGACUCCUCGCGGAACAGCAAGGCGACACAGUGCCCCACCGCGACGAAGGCGGCGAGGACGGAAGGGGGAAGGCCAUGCGCGCCGCUGCUCCGGCGGCUACCACAACCCCGACGACCGCCACCCCGCCAUUGGCACCGUCGUCCGCGGGUCGUGUCGCACCAGCCGUGCGUACCUCAGGAGUGAAGGUGUGGUCUGGCAGCCAGUGCCACGCGCAGGACACCGAAGUGCGCUGCGUCACGUUCGGGUUUGCCUCCCUCGGUCCGGAGACUCUACUGGAUGCACACCACUGCACGGCCAAGCACGUCGUCAACGGCUUCACCUCCGACGGCGGUGCGCUGCAGCUGACCAAGUGCAGCGCCAGCAGCAACCACGUCGGUGUGUAUGUUCUAUCCCACGCGCGCUGCGUCGUGCGGCGUGGCAGCUACACGGCGAAGAAGUACGGAAUAGAGUGCCGCAGCGGUGUGCUGUCGCUGCAGGGCCACGUGAAGAUCUACGGCUUCUCGCGCAUCGGCAUGUACCUGUACGACGGGGCGCACUGCGAGGCCGAUUCGGACUGCGUGCUAGAUAUUCACGCACUGAAGCACGCCUCGCCGGGGUCGUCGGCGGACGUCACUCCUGCUGUCGUGCCAGCGGCAGGCAGUGGCAUCCGCUCACCAAGCCUCCUUCAGCUGUCGAAGACGCAGCAGCCGCAACCACCGAUGUCCACGGCGUCGACUACGUCACUGUGCAGCCCCGAGGACGCGGUGAACGUAUCGGACCUGCUACCCGCCUGUAUCGCCCUCGACGAGGCAACGGCGCACCUGCCGCAGGCGGUGCUCGGUGGUGGCGCUCGCUGCGGCGUCACCUGCGGCGACGGUGCGACGGGCUUCAUUGGCAAGUGCAUCGUGUAUGACUGCAGCCUGGUCGGCGUGAACGUCUUCUACGGCGCACACCUGACGCUCGCCAACGCGCUUCUCCGCUGCGCGCAGCAGUACGCAGUGGUGGUGCACGUCGGAGGCGUGUGCCGUAUCAUCCAAAACGCCGAAGGUGACGAGACGGGCGACGAUGACGACGGCCUUGCCGUGGACAGCACCGAUGAAGGGGUGGAUCGCGGGGCAAGAGGUAGCGGCGGACUGGGGAGCAUUCUGCGGAGACAUGGCCCCGGCGCCGCGGCGUCCGCGGCGGUACGGCGCUUGCGGCGUCUGGCUUCGCACAUCGUAGCAGUCCCGUGGCGUGUGGCCCACCAGUGGGCAGGGCGACGUGAUCCGGACGACGGAGCAGCAGCAGCCGAGUCCGUUGCGGAAGACAGUAGCGGCUGUGGUGCAGUGCUCAGCGGUGCGAGAGCGCGAUCGCUCGCGACAGGAUCGAUGCCCGGCGCCCCACCAACACCGCGACACCCCCCGUCGCGCGUUGCUGAUAAAGUGCAGCACCUCUCGUCUGAUACCUCGUCGCGCUGGCGCGGCGAGACGAGGUCAGCCGUCUCACCCAGCUCCGCCACGGCAGCCACAGCGUCGCUGGUCGCCAUCGGCGGCGGUGGCGGUGCAAUUCUGGUGAGAGACGACGAUGACGAGGUCGGCGGCCGCCGCACCCUGCCGCUGACAAGUGCCCUCCGGCGCCGCUUGAAGUGGCUUUGCUGGAAGACAUACCUUGGUGCUCCGUUGCCCUUCCGACUGAGCACAUUGACGAUGCCCGUUGCCACGGUGGGCGCGAACGGCACCGGGCCGGAGCCUGGCAGCACGGCGGCCGGCGUAGCGGAAUGUCAGUCCUUUUCACUGUCGCCUUCCGCCAGUGGCGCUGCCGCGCCUACGUCAGGUGCACCAGCGAUCACCUCUGUCUUUCCGCCCGUCCGCCCGACCAUCUGCGGCAGCUGCGUGGUGCGCGGAACGUGCACGAUGGAGCGCGUCGUGCUGCGGCCCACGAAUCAUCUCCCGCGGCUCUUCGCCGAGUGCAGCCGCGCCGACCGUGCGCGAAAUAGCGGGAAGGAGCACGACGACGAAGCGACGACGGCGACAGCGACAGACGACGAGGAUGGGGCGAUGGACACGGCGAGGGACAGCGCUGGCAACGUAGCCGCACUGAGACCGCGACGCAGCCCGUGGCCGGGGCAGGAGGUAUGCAACUCGCCAGCGCAGCACCGUCACACAGACAGCAACAACUCAGCUGACGACACGACCUCGACUGGGGAACAGGGCGGCGACAGUGCGUAUGCCUCUCCGCUCCUCACGACCGCCGCCACCAUCAAGACAUCCUUGGCGGCCGGUCACGCCGUCGCCGCUGCUUCUGCCAGAGCCGCAGACGGCUGGGCAGCCCUCCCCUCGGCGUGCGUCCUGCACCACCUGGUGCGGCAGCCGCCUGGUGUACACGUUUGCCAGCAAGGUGUGCUGAACCUCACGGACUGCAUCGUGGACGCCUCGCUCUCCCCACAACCGUACCUCGGCGCUCGACACGCCGGGCAGAUCGUCUCAGCGGUCGUGGCGUGUGAAGGGCCGUACGCGAAGCUUCACUGCGAUUACGUGCGUGUCGUGCGCGGCGAGAGCGGCGACGAGGAUGGCCGCACCGCCAUCGAAGGAGGCGAUGGCGGUGCCUCCAGCGCCCCUCGCCCAGUGACAUUCCCCGCCCUCACCCGCUCCUCGGCCCUCCCUGCGCUCUCCCCCGACGCAGCCCCUCCUCUCUUAGCCGCCGCUGACGUUGCCACUGUCCCGCUGCUGCUUGUCUCGCUCGUGGACGGGGCACAGUGCACGCUGCACAUGGUGGGCGCAUCACUGGAUGAUUGGCCUUACGGCGCCUACAGUGCUGAAUCGAUCAACCACGACGGCAACGUCUGCAGCGACCCCAUGACGGGUGCGGAGAAGGAAGAUGCUGGCAACCCGCUGGGCUUCGCUGGCCGCGGUGGAGCGGCAGCGGCGCAGCUAUCACCUGCUCGUCUCAUUUCGGCACGCAACGCUGGCGUGAUGCUGCGCACCACCGGCGACACGCUCGCUGAGGUCACCUACGCAAGCAUUGCCGGCAUCGUCGCGUCGCAGCGAUCGCAGGUGUGGCUGGCGCACUGCACCGUGACGGGAACGGUGCCCAUCAUACUCGGCAGUGGCAGCUAUUCUUCCCUGACGUGCUGCCGUGUUGUUGGCGGCGCGCGGGCCGGCCCCGCUGCAGCUGCGAUCCGAGUCGAGGACGAUGGCGACUUGACCCUCAUCCGCUCGUCGGUGUGGACGCUGUCUCAGGGGCUGGCGGUGGAGUGCGUGGACUCUGGGUGCGUGCAUGCGGUUGACAGCGAGGAACUGACGCUGGGAAGGGUGGCGGGAUCAGCAGAUGGGCACGGCGACUGUGAAGAGGCAAUCGACGGUGCCGUCAGACAACCAUGA
Leishmania major strain Friedlin is the source of this 8475-nucleotide messenger RNA. RefSeq lists its product as hypothetical. The transcript has a single exon. The record is from RefSeq and is a predicted model, not a curated record. NCBI's taxonomy places the organism in Eukaryota, Euglenozoa, Kinetoplastea, Trypanosomatida, Trypanosomatidae. Bases 1 to 8475 code for a protein of 2824 amino acids.